This is a messenger RNA of Anarrhichthys ocellatus (wolf-eel), 1335 nucleotides long. It is a transcript of the gene sae1, whose product is annotated as SUMO1 activating enzyme subunit 1. Bases 94 to 1140 code for a protein of 348 amino acids. Gene Ontology annotation, molecular function: SUMO activating enzyme activity. Lineage: Eukaryota; Metazoa; Chordata; Actinopteri; Perciformes; Anarhichadidae. The transcript is spliced from 9 exons. The record is from RefSeq and is a predicted model, not a curated record. Gene Ontology annotation, cellular component: SUMO activating enzyme complex; cytoplasm. Gene Ontology annotation, biological process: protein sumoylation.
CGGGACUGCCGUUGCAUUUGAAACAACCGCAUCUGUAGCUGCACUGAAAACGGCUCUUUUUCACCGUUAUCCCCGUCUUUAGAGUGAUCCAAAAUGAUCGAUAUGUUCGAGAAGGAGGACCCGGUCAUCAGCGAGGAGGAGGCGGCACAGUACGACCGCCAGAUCCGCUUGUGGGGGCUGGAUGCCCAGAAGAGAUUACGAGGGUCCCGGGUGCUCCUGGCUGGUUUAGGUGGUCUGGGGGCUGAAGUGGCCAAGAACUUAAUCCUGGCUGGAGUUAAAGGACUCACUUUGCUGGAUCAUGAAAAGGUGACGGAGGAGUCGUGUCGAGCUCAGUUCCUGGUUCCGGUGACAGCUCGGGGUCAGAAUCGAGCCCUGGCCUCUCUGGAGCGAGGGCAGAACCUCAACCCCAUGGUGGAGGUCCGCGCAGACCCAGACCGAGUCGAAGACAAGCCGGACGACUUCUUCCUGAAAUAUGAUGCGGUGUGUCUGACAGGCUGCUCCAGAGACCUGAUGGUGCGGGUCGACCAGCUCUGUUCUAAGCACAACAUCAAGGUCUUCUGUGGGGACAUCUAUGGUUACUACGGCUACAUGUUCUGCAACCUCGGAAAAGAGCACAAAUACGUAGAGGAGAAACCGAAACUGGUCAAACCGACUGGAAAUUCUAACGACGGUCCAGAGGCGAAGAAGGCCAAAGUCGACCCCAACGAGACCACCAUGGUGAAAAAGACGGCCAGUUUCUGCACUCUGAAGGAAGCUCUGGAGGUCGACUGGACAACUGAGAAGGCCAAAGCCGGGAUGAAGAAAACACCAGUGGACUACUUCAUGCUUCACGUUCUGUUGAAGUUUCGCACCGACAAAGGCCGCGCCCCCGACCCGCAGUCCUACCCAGAGGACAGUCCGCUCCUGAGACAGAUCCGGGAUGACGUCCUGGAGGCCUUGGCAGUGAGCGCUGACCUCCUGAAUGAUGACUUCAUCAGCUACUGCUUCUCCGAGAUGUCUCCGGUGUGCGCCGUCGUGGGAGGAGUUCUGGGACAGGAAGUUGUCAAGGCUCUCUCCCAAAGAGACCCUCCUCACCGGAACUUCUUCUUCUUCGAUGGUCGUAAAGGCAACGGCGUGGUCGACUACUUUGGCCCCAACUAAACAGUUUUACACACAAAUUCAUGUCCAGCAAAUGUAUGUCUUUUCUUUCGUUUGUUCUGUCAGAUAAUUUAUAUCAGUUCUUGCUCCACUACUCAUAAAGUUAACCUGUUGUUGUUCCAACCUUUUGGCAUUUGGUCUUUGUUUUUUUUUUUACAUUUACUAAUAAAACCUUGUUAAGUGAAAUGAUUCUGCCUC